Molecule: messenger RNA, 1350 nt
Organism: Morchella importuna
Lineage: Eukaryota; Fungi; Ascomycota; Pezizomycetes; Pezizales; Morchellaceae
Exons: 6
Coding region: 1-1350 (449 amino acids)
Biological process (GO): transsulfuration
Molecular function (GO): pyridoxal phosphate binding; transferase activity, transferring alkyl or aryl (other than methyl) groups
Source: RefSeq, a predicted model, not a curated record
AUGUCGCGCUUUGAGACUCUCUGCUUGCACGCUGGCCAAGACGUCGACCCGGCGACGAACUCGCGCGCGGUCCCUAUCUACGCUACCUCAUCGUAUGUCUUCAAUGAUGCAGCCCAUGCCGCCCGUUUGUUCGGGCUCAAGGAGUUUGGUAACAUCUACUCCCGUAUCAUGAACCCUACUGUCGAUGUCUUCGAGAAGAGGAUCGCAGCUCUCGAGGGUGGUGUCGCCGCCGUCGCCGCCUCCUCGGGACAAUCCGCUCAAUUCAUGGCCAUCGCCGCCCUCUGCCAUACCGGCGAUAACAUUGUCUCCACCUCCUACAUGUACGGCGGAACCUACAACCAGUUCAAGGUCUUCCUCCCCCGCCUCGGCAUAACCACAAAGUUCGUCCAGGGUGACAAGGCCGAGGACUUUGCCGCGGCCAUUGACGACAACACAAAGAUGAUCUACAUCGAGUCAAUUGGAAACCCAAAGUACAACAUCCCCGAUUUUGAGGCCAUCGCAAAGGUUGCCCACGACCACGGUAUUCCGUUGGUGGUUGACAACACCUUUGGUGCUGGUGGUUUCCUUGUUAGGCCUAUCGAGCAUGGUGCCGACAUUGUCGUCAAUUCUGCUACAAAAUGGAUCGGUGGACACGGUACCACCAUCGCCGGUGUCGUCGUCGACUCUGGAAAGUUCGACUGGGGAAAGAACGCCAAGAGAUUCCCUCAGUUCGUCGAGCCCUCCGAGGGAUACCACGGCCUCAAGUUUUGGGAGACUUUCGGGCCCAUUUCUUUUGCUAUCCGCGUUCGUGUUGAGGUUCUCCGUGAUUUGGGAUCUUGCCUCAACCCGUUCGGUGCGUUCCAGCUCAUCCAGGGUCUUGAGACUUUGUCUUUGAGGGUUGAGCGCCAUGUCAGCAACGCAUUGAGCCUUGCUAGGUGGUUGGAGAAGCAUGAUAAGGUUUCAUGGGUCUCUUACCCCGGGCUUGAGAGCCACCCCAGCCACGAGCUGGCCAAGAAGUACCUCAAGAGAGGUUUCGGUGGUGUCCUGUCCUUUGGUGCCAAGGGCGGUGAGAAGGCUGGUAUCACUAUCGUCAACAACUUGAAGCUCGCCUCUCUCCUCGCCAACGUUGGUGAUGCCAAGACCCUCGUCAUUCACCCCGCGUCAACAACCCACGAGCAGCUCACCAAAGAGGAGCAGGUCUCCUCGGGAGUGUCAGAGGACCUGAUCCGUGUCUCUGUUGGAAUUGAGCACAUUGAUGACAUCAUUGAGGAUUUCGUCCAGGCAUUCGCAAAGGUUGACGCCAACAGCAGCAAUGAGGGCAAUAAGACUGUCACUGUUAACGCUGGCAAGGCUCCGGCCACUGAGGUUUAA